AUGUUUAAACCGACAGUCACAUAUUGUGAAAUAUAAAAAAAAUAGAAAAUUAUUAUUGGAAUGCAUUUAUUUGAGCUUCCAAAUAGAUAGCCUUACUUUACUAUUGUAGGAUCAAGAAAUGCUUAGAGAUAAAAAACAAGAUCAUAAAACUAAAAUAAAAAAUUAGAAUUUUUGACUUCAAAACAUAUGUCAACUCUACCAGUAACACCUGCAAGUAAAUCUCCAUCUUUUUUGGAAAGCUCUCGACUUUUAGUAUUAAAGUAAGUUAAUCUCACUCCAAGAAUUAAGUAAUUAAAACCAAAAAAAUAAGUAUAAAUCAGAUAGCAAAAGACUGAAAAUUUCAAUAAAAUAUGUAAUUAAUCACUUAGAUUAAAUUAAUCUUUAGUGAUACCUCAAUAAAAGAAGGUGAAAAAUUCAAUAAGAAUUUAAUAGAUUGAUUCUUAACCUUCAGAUUAAUAAGAUUUUAUUGAUUAUGUAUGUAUUUAAAAAUUAAUAUGA
This is a messenger RNA of Paramecium pentaurelia, 498 nucleotides long. The record is from the annotation of a GenBank genome assembly. NCBI's taxonomy places the organism in Eukaryota, Ciliophora, Oligohymenophorea, Peniculida, Parameciidae.